Messenger RNA from Drosophila bipectinata, 2567 nucleotides. RefSeq lists its product as uncharacterized. Lineage: Eukaryota; Metazoa; Arthropoda; Insecta; Diptera; Drosophilidae. The record is from RefSeq and is a predicted model, not a curated record.
AUCAAUCUGGCAACUCUGCUGUGCCGGAAUGUCAAUCAAAUGAAAACAAAAAAGACAAGCGUGAAAAAAACCAAGAAGAACGGCCUGCCGAAUAAAUGUUGAAUAUCGAUGCGGUGAACGGGAGCCUGAAAAUGGAGGCCGACAGCAUAGGACAGCCGAUAGCAGUGAGCGACAGACGGCCGGGCAUGGAGACGCACUUUAUGGCCAAAAUGGGGAAGUGGAUGACCCCGGAGGAGGAGGCGCGACAAAAGUUCAUCAUGCGGGAGCGCGACCGCGAAAGAAAGCGAAUCAAGCGACUGAAUCCAGAGUUCCGGCAGAUGGAGCGGGAACGGGAUCGGUUCCGAAAGCAGACGCCCCGGCCCAGUGUAGUUAUCCAAAAUCCGAUUGCCCCCGACUGUCAUCUCCGACCUUCCUCUUGUCUUGAACCUACGGAAAUCCCGGAGGGCAAGUUAAACCUAAGCUCUGGAGCAUUCGGGCUGAUGUCCCCCGAGGAGGAGGCGCGCCACAAGUUCAUCAUGCGGGAGCGAGAUCGCGAGCGGAAGAGGAUAAAGCGCCUCAAUCCCGAGUACCGGCGCAUGGAGCGAGAGCGCGAUCGAUUCCGCAAGAAGGCACGACGUGCUAACCUGACCCCCGAGGAGGAGCUGAGGCUGAAGAUGCUCCAGCGGGAGCGGGACCGAGAGAGGAAGCGGGUGAAGCGUCUGAAUCCCGAGUACCGGAGGCUCGAGCAGGAGCGCGACAGAGACAGGAAGAAGGCCCGGAGGGCCAACGAAGCCUUCAGGCAGCUGGAGAAGCUGCGGGACAAGAUCAGGAAGGACCGCAAGAAGGGACUUCUCGUGACGGACCCGGGACAGCUGCCGCCGGAGUUUGCGGCGAUGAUACCGCCAGUGCCUAUGGUGAAGCCCGAGGUGGGAGUGCCGCCCACGCAACCACUGCCACAGCCCACGCAACAGCAGCAGCAGCAGGUGCAGCAGUUGCAGCAGCAAGUGCAACAGUUGCAACAGCAGCAGCAACAGUUGCUGCAGCAACAACAGCAGCAGCAACAACAACAACAGCAGCAGCAUCAGCCUCAGCAGCAACAACAACGACCACCGCCUACGCAUCUGCACGAGCAGCAGCUGAGUCAUCAACUGGCCCACCAACGGAACCGGGUGAUGACUUCCAGUACGCUCUCUCAGCUGGCCUCGCCACCCGCCCACGCGUCGCACCUGCAGCAGCUCAACAAGCUGCAGCAGCUGUAUCCGCCCAGAAGCUUCGGUCAUCCCGCGCUGCCCAUUACGGGGGUGACGCUGAUGCCGCAGCUGUGCCACCCGAUCCUCCACCAGAACCUCAGUGCCACCCUCUACGGAGGACCACCUCCCAACGGAAUCAAGCAGGAGUACGGCCAGGAAGUGUCCGCCUCGGCCAUGGCGGCGGCGCAGGCGGCAGCUCUGGCCUCCCUGAGAAAUCCACAGCAGCAACCAUCGCAGGAGGACGCCGAUCUGGCUCUGAACCUCGAGCCCGAAAUCAUUCUCCAAACUGCGCCCGAUGUCAGUCCCGCCCAGCAGCAGCCCCAGCAUCACUUCAGUGCCCACCAACAUCAGCAGCAACAGCAGCAGCAGCACCACCUGCAACAGCAGCAGCACUGCAACAUGUUCCAGCACAUGGCGCCGCAGGCGCACAUGCAGCACAUGCGAUCCACAGUCCUGCCGCCGCCGCCCUCGGUCGGGCUGCCACCCCUGCCGCCCCCGCCACCUGCCUCGCACCAGCAGCAGCAACCUCAAGCAGCGCCGCCGCCACAGCUCCAACAUGCGCCGCAGUGAGGGGGCACCUCUCGCCUUUAGUCCUAAGCUCAACUCUCUAGCCAGCUAAUUGCAUCUAUAGUUUGGGGCACACAUGCCGGGAGUUGUGACCGCUUGAGCUACAAUAACGUUAAGUCCUUGAUUUCUUUUCUAAUUUUAACUUCAAGUAUUUUUUUUAAUUUUAUGCAAUCGAGUUUAGAACUCACUGAGAUUAAUGAGUAUCAGAUAUUUUUUUAGAGAAAGGCGCUUUGCAAUUGAAGGAUUUUUGAAAUUUAAUAUUAUUGUGAUAAAAAGGAAACAAUUGCAAUGGCAGGACUUUCAGGACUUGAGUCUAGUUCUUUGUAGCCCACAACUCCCAAGGAUGUGUGCCAGCCUCUCAUACGCACACACUCGCACCUUCGCACCCAACACACUCAUCCAUUCACACAUACAGAGCGUAUGUGUCUGUAUUUAAAUGUAUUUGUUAAGUAGGCGCCAUUUGUAAAAUGCCGUACACACGUAUUACGUUAGUUUAGUGGGCUUCCCGGUCAUGUGUUUAUAUGUUUUUUUUAAGCGUCGCCGUUGUUUUCAGCAUUUCUCUGUUUUUUAGGUCUGUACGUAUUUUGUUUAGUCGCUAAGUGAUAGAGAUACAAUACUUGCAGUUUUAGGACACGAUAUACACUACGAAAUAGCGAUAACUGUAUACCUACCUAUAUGAUAUGAUAACGUAAGGCAGUCGCAAAUAAUUAAUACGAAUUUAUGCGCAAACAUGAGCGAAAUAUAAGUAGCAAGAACUUGCUAAAAUGUGAA